AUGUCGACCCAGUUACAGCGGCCACUUCCCGUCAACGGACCAUCGACGGACCUCUUGCAAGAUUACCGCUCAGCACACGAAGAGGGCAUCACUCCAAUGGAGGAGCCGCCCAAAGAAGUAAUAAUGAAAGGGGACAAUCCUUGCGAUGCUAUCAUUGGGAACUUUGCAUCGUCUACUACCGUUCACGGACUACCACAUAUCUUGAGCUCCACCUCGCUGCGUGCCAAACUGGUCUGGGCUGCGGUGUGCCUGGUCGCAAUCUGCGUGUUCGCAUAUCAGUCCUCCGAACUGAUCCACCUGUAUCUGCGAUUUGAAGUCCGAAUGAAAAUAGAAACUGGUACUGCUGAAAGUCUAUCUUUCCCGGCCGUUACGAUAUGCAACACAAACACGAUCCGCGCAUCAGAGGCCGUACGAAGUGGAUUUGCCGAGGUAGUGAAAACCGAUCCACAACAUCCAGAAAGUAUUCAUCGCAAGCUGAUAUAUAAGACUCCAUGCAUGGACGAAGAUUUCUCGUGCGGUGAUGGCACUUGUAUAAAAAGCCACCUAGUGUGUGACGGCUACUUCCACUGCUGGGAUGGUCUUAGUGACGAAGUAAACUGUACAUAUCAAAAAUGUGGAGUCAACGAAUUUAACUGUGGACAAGCAGGGCUCUACGGUGUUUGUAUCCCCGAAGAACAGCGAUGUGAUGGAACGUACCAUUGUCUUGAAGGGGAGGACGAGCAAAAUUGUCCUUCGUGUCACGGCGAGCAGGCUCAUGCAUGUGAUAACAGCGACGGGGAUUCUAUAAAUAGAUGUAUUCCGCUUAGUAGUGUGUGUGAUCACUUUCCCGACUGUGUUGAUGGUUCGGAUGAGAGAUUAUGUUCGUAUGACGACACAGGUACGUCGGGAGGAUGUUCUACCAGUGUAACAGCAUUGCCUACCACCAUGUCGAUGUUAUACUCACCAGGGUAUCCGUCUGACUACCCCGGGGAUCAACAGUGUACGAUUAACGUGCACUCGCCUGUUACUUACUGUACGUAUAUAAGAUUCUUGGAAAUGGACAUUGCAUGGAGUGCUAACUGUUCAGACGAUUUUCUAGCGCUAGAUGACGUAAUGAAUACCAACAUCAGCCGUAAAUAUUGCGGUCAUAAUACGCCGACAUCUUGGAUAUCCUCCUCAGAUGAAGUGCUCCUACACUUCUCCAGUAACUCUGACGGACUGGCAGGACGAGGGUACCGGCUGGAAUACACGGCAGUGCCUUGUCAAGAUGAUUCCAUGAUGACUUGGGAAACUGGACCCUGGGAAGAGUGUUCUGUAACUUGUGGCAUUGGUACACGAAGUCGCCAAGUUCAAUGUCCUGUUGAUUCGUCGUCGUCACUAUUUGAAUGCCUUAUUCCGGGAUCAAUACCGCCGUCUGAAGAAGUGUGUAACACUCAACCAUGUCCAGACGGGUUGUGUGGGGCCGUGCUUGAACAGUGUUGUGCUGAACUGACGUCACCGGGUUACCCUGACAACUACACUGUCAAUCUGCAUUGUGAGAUUUACAUAAUCAAUUCCGAUGGUUGUGUCGCUAUUAAUUUCAUUGCCAUGGAUAUUAUUGACAGUGAAGAAUGUCAUAAAGACUACUUACUGAUUCAAGAUCUUGACCGUCCAACGCACAGACAGAUCUACUGUGGCAAGAGUAUGGAACGAUGGAAUUCGGUUUCUGGUCGUGUAUUAAUGACCUUCCACAGCGAUAGUUAUAUGGGUGCCGCUGGAUUCAAGGCAACGUACGAGUUUGUACCGUGCGGAACGUGGCAGGUCAUGGCAUGGAGUCAGUGUACGGCGUCGUGUGGGAAUGGUAUGCGAUUCCGACGGGUUUUGUGCUGGAGUCGCUCGCAUAAUGGUGAGAUAGAUGAAAAGUUUUGUUCGGACGUCAAACCAAUUACGUCGGAAAAGUGCAAUGACGUCACAUGUGACGUAGUUGAGGUCACUGAAAUCCCCUACACGGUGAAAAAUUUGUACGAACGUUUCAAAGACCUAGUUGAUGAGUUCAGUGUUUAUCAAGACUUCAUCGAUUCCUACUACACAAAGAACUCCUUUGAUGGGAUCAUGGAAUACCCACCGGAUUGGGUCGGAUUGCUGUCGCGUAGUACGAGCCCUGAUUACAGUGACUUGCAGGAUAUGCUUAAACUCUCUGCAGAGGAAGUUGCUAAGUUUGGUCACCAAGGAGAAGAUUUCAUUUUGAGAUGUACGUUUGAUGAGAAGUACUGCAACUCAAGCCAGUUUAGUGUUUUUCAGAAUGAUAAUUAUGGCAACUGUUAUACGUUCAAUGAUGAAAAGCUCAUUAAUGGGACUAUCCGGCGAUCCUCAAGACCAGGGGCACGAUUUGGUUUGAAGAUCACGUUAUAUUUGGAACAGAAUGAAUACAUACCAAUAUUUGGACAAACGGCCGGGGUUCGUGUUUUGAUUCACCCCCCUGACGUAGCACCAUUCCCAGAAAAUAAUGGAAUCACCGUACCACCGGGCUUCAAGUCAUCGUUUGCAAUACGCAGGUUGCAGUCACUAGUAUAUCAAGAAGUCAAGAUGACAGAACCAAGAACGAAUCUGCAACAACUUACGAAGAAGCGAGGUGCUAACAAAGCGCAGCUAACCAGACAGUUACAGAAAGCGGACGAUACAUCGAAAAAAGACAAACUAGAAGAAACCGACAUCGAACUGCUUCAGUCAACCAUCGAAAACAUUGAAGAACAAAUCAAACUGGUACGUGACCUAGACGAACAAAUACUUGAUCUCGUCGAGGAAGAAAACUACGAAAGACUAUUCACUGAAGCCGACGAUUCACUGAACUCCGCAUCACUCGAUACCAGCGGGUUUUGA
This is a messenger RNA of Saccoglossus kowalevskii, 2838 nucleotides long. RefSeq lists its product as uncharacterized. Lineage: Eukaryota; Metazoa; Hemichordata; Enteropneusta; Harrimaniidae. Gene Ontology annotation, molecular function: protein binding; sodium channel activity. The record is from RefSeq and is a predicted model, not a curated record. Gene Ontology annotation, biological process: sodium ion transport. Gene Ontology annotation, cellular component: membrane.